Molecule: messenger RNA, 354 nt
Organism: Colletotrichum truncatum
Lineage: Eukaryota; Fungi; Ascomycota; Sordariomycetes; Glomerellales; Glomerellaceae
Product: het domain protein
Biological process (GO): regulation of DNA-templated transcription
Source: RefSeq, a predicted model, not a curated record
AUGUCCUCAGAACCCCCCUCAAUCAGAACACCGGAUCAGGACUUGGACCUGAACAAUAUGGACGGCGAUGCUCUCUUAGCACAGCCCAAGUUCCAGGAGAGUCUAAAGUUCCUCGGUGACGUGAAACAGAAGCGAUUCGAGGCAACCCAGCCGGAGGUAUAUCCGGCCUUUAUUCGAGCUCUUAGUACUUUCAACCAAGCAGCACCAAAGACCCAGGAGGAAGCGGAUAGGAACCUGGCGGAGAUCCACACCAAAGCAACAAUGCUAUUUCAAGGACACCGGGACCUAUUGGAGAGAUUUGAGAGUAGUCUCCCAUCAGAUUAUUUUCAUCAGAGUGUAAAGACGGAAAGCUAG